Molecule: messenger RNA, 1024 nt
Organism: Papilio xuthus (Asian swallowtail)
Lineage: Eukaryota; Metazoa; Arthropoda; Insecta; Lepidoptera; Papilionidae
Gene: Borealin
Product: borealin-like
Exons: 7
Coding region: 172-981 (269 amino acids)
Source: RefSeq, a predicted model, not a curated record
UUGAAAAGUUCGUUUCGUUUGUGUUUUGUUUAAAAUUAGGAUUAUAUUGGUUUUUCUUCUAUAUAGAAAAGGCAAAAAGUGUACGACACGACAAUAUUGUCUUAAUAAAACUUAAGUGUUAUUAUAAAGGUUUCAAAGGUUUUAAGUUUAUUAUUAUAAGUUGUAAAUAAAAUGCCAAGAACAAAACGGCCGGUUAAAAAAGUAGACAAAGUCACAGAUAGUGAUGAAACAUUGAAAAAAUUAAAUAAACUAGUUGCUGAUCAAAAGAAUAAGAUCGACUCUCAUGCAUACAUGGAGCAGAGGAAUGUUGAAGUAGCUUUCAAGAUACUUCUGGGUUCAAUAAAAGCCUCGUAUUUAGAGAAAACUGUAGGACAGCUGAAAACGGAGCUAUCACUUAGAGAGGUGACAAACAAACGAGCAACACGGAAUUCAAACAGACCAGACUCACAUGAUGAUGGCUAUCUCACUGAAAACUCUGCCCAUGAUUCCGGAGAAAGGAAAAACAAGAAGCCAUUGGGUCCGCCAAGUACAAUAGGCCGUAAGACGACACGACGCUCCAGGUCAGCGGACGCGAGUCGCAUGCUUACAGUCAGCAAGACGCAUAAUCGUUCCCAGUCCGUGUACAGGACGCCUAUGUAUAAUAAAAAUCCAAUGAACUAUCCUGCUAUUACACCUAAGGUGGCUCCACACACGCCGCUGACGGUGCUGCGUCAGCCGCGUCAGGGAGAGAUGGUAGUCUCCAUGUCAGGUUCCCCCGUAUUGGUGCCCUCCGUAUAUGCUAUGCAACAAAAUGAGAAAGCAAGUUGCAAUAUAAUGUUGAACGAUGGCACGAUGCUGUCGCUGCAGCCGCGUCAGCUUCGCCAGUCGCAAGCCUUUAUACCAUUCUCUCUCAUGGAUUCUCAAGUUCUCAGCCAGCUAAAGACCCUCAAAGACAACCUGGUGAAGAUGGUGGAACUCGGAGAGAAGACCAUUGAAAAAUGACCGAAAUAGUGUUGGUUUAAUCAUAGUGCCUUAAUAAUAGUAA